AUGGCAUCGUCGGACUGCCUGGGAGAUGAUUGCGUUUUACAGCGAGGGAGAUCUAUGAGUGACCCAAGCAGCACCACCGAGGUCCGCCUGGGUGAGGCGCACCAAGCAGACAUGAUGGACCAACAGAGGGUGUUGCAAUCUGGCUGCCUGGUCUCAGGGGUUCGUACACCGCCCGUGAGACGCAACAGUAAACUGGCCAACCUGGGUCGGAUCUUCAAGCCGUGGAAAUGGAGGAAAAAGAAAAAUGAGAAGCUGAAGCCCUCAACGGUGGUGGAGAAAAAAGUAGCUGUGCGACAGAAGCGAGACGACCUCAAAGAGAACUCCGAAAAGAUGGAGACAGAUUCAGACCUUGCUUGUGGAGGUAACAGUGAAGACCAGAACACUCCAAACCACUCGGAUGGAGAUGACAAAGAUGAGAAUCCCAUAGCGUCGCUGGCUAGUACCGCUGAGGACACAUGCAACGAUUUAGAUGCUUCAGCAGUUGUGGCAGUGCAAGAUGUAAUUGAGGAUUGCAAGUCGGCAACAGAGCCCAGUAAGAGUGAAAAUGGAAACCCCUGUGUAGGGCAUCUGAAACUCGAGGCCUUUGACUGUAAAAAGGAAGCUGUUCAUCCUCAGAGACGUGCCAGCACCCCUCCAGGACCUAACCUGCAAGUCAAAGUGCUCACUAGACUGGGUAGUCUAGAUGGUGCACCGCCAGUGCGAGUGAAAAAAUCUCCAGCGACCUUACCCAGGAAUUUCACGCUUCCCAAAGACCCUCAUGGCUCCCUGUUAAGAGGCCGGAUGUCCACACCAACUGGUUCCCCCCACCUUGGCGCACUCCAUUCUCAGCUACCUACCAGCUGCAUAAUUGAGGAACUGCACCGUGCGCUGGCCACCAAACAUAGACAAGACAGCUUCCAAAUGAAGGAAGUGCGCGCAUCCCCGAAACGAAGACUAGAAGGUCGCUUGUCCCGCACCUCCAGCACAGACAGGGAGCCUGCUGGUGAGCAGGAGACCAAGAAGCAGUCUGAUGAGAACAAGGAGAAUCGUCGUCUAGAUGAGUACUUGAGUGAUCAGGACAGCUGGAAUGAAUCUGUGAUCUCUGGGACCCUGUCACGAAGGAUGAGGAAGGAGCUUUUGGCCGUGAAGCUCCGAAACCGACCCAGCAAACAAGAGCUGGAGGAUCGCAACAUCUUCCCUGUCCGCAGCGACCAGGAGCGCCAGGCGAUUCGUCAACAGAUCGAGAUGAAGUUGGCCAAGAGGCUCAGCCAACGGCCUGCGGUGGAGGAGCUGGAGAGUCGGAACAUCUUAAAGCAAAGAAAUGACCAGACUGAACAAGAGGAAAGACGAGAAAUAAAACAACGCUUAAACAGAAAGCUCAACCAGCGACCAACUGUGGAUGAGCUGCGGGACAGAAAGAUUCUCAUUCGUUUCAGUGACUAUGUGGAAGUGGCCAAAGCUCAGGACUAUGACAGGCGGGCAGACAAGCCAUGGACCAGACUAUCAGCUGCUGACAAGGCGGCCAUCCGUAAAGAACUAAAUGAGUUCAAAAGUACGGAGAUGGAGGUCCAUUCUUCAAGCAAACACCUGACAAGGUUUGUGUGCCAAUGUUCCACCGGCCUUAGCAAGGUUUCUUCUGUGAAGAGUUGCUGA
Molecule: messenger RNA, 1632 nt
Organism: Nerophis lumbriciformis (worm pipefish)
Lineage: Eukaryota; Metazoa; Chordata; Actinopteri; Syngnathiformes; Syngnathidae
Source: RefSeq, a predicted model, not a curated record